CAGCCCAGGAGAAGAAAUCAAUGGUUCAUAGAGCCCCAGCUCACUGUUCCAACUGCAUCGCCAAAUAUGCUCACCGAGGCUGCAUCCAAUCUGUCAAGAGAUCAACUGAAACAAAACCAGGCCAUCUCCAUCGAUUAUGAAAGCACAACUUUCGACCGCGGACACCUGAACCCCAACUUGUUCCAGUGUGACGCGAGUCGCAAUGCCACCUUCACGCUGACCAACGCUGUGCCCAUGGAUCCCUGCUUCAACCGGGUCCGAUGGUCCAGACUGGAGGUCGCCCUGAAGGACCAGCUGACCAUUUCCUGCCCAGGGACCCCCUACCUGGUGACUGGCACUGUUCCUGACCCCGCAGAGAGAAUCCCCGACCCUGUUUAUGAUACUGAACGUGACCGCAUCAGAGAAUAUAAGAGGGUGUCUGUUCCCAGCCACAUCUGGACCGCCGUUUGCUGUGACAACGCAAACCAGAAUCUCAAAUUCUCCUUUGCAUUUCUGGCAGAAAAUAGGGAGGAAUCACUGAUGCGUAUUUUAAAAGUGAGUGAAUUGGAAGGUUUCCUCGAAGGACUGUACAAUAAACCCGUACAAAUAUUUGCUGAUGACUGUAAUGCAGACAACCAAAAAGGCAGAGAUGUUUUAAAUGUGAUCUACCAUGCCUUGUUUAAAGGCUUUAGAGAUCUGAUUGAAAACAAUUACCUUCUGAUGCUUUCUGAAUCGCAAAGGAACACGCUGGAUCAAAACACACAAGUGGCAACAACAAGCAUGGAUGUCAACCAAACUUCUCUUCGGCUGACCAAUGUUGAUUUCUCUUUCGGCUUUAAAAACCUACAUGACUGGGAUCGCUUUGCGACAAAUUUCCCUCCCAAGGAGAACUUGGCCUGCGUUCUCUCCUCUGUUCGGGGAAUUUCCAGAGUCCGGAGGGCAACAGAACCAUUUCUGCCCAAAGUGUGCACACUGGAGGACCAGAAGGGCGAGGUUGGCUCCCCCGUCUCGGCCAAGGGGUGGGGGUGUGUCUGGCAAAACUGUGACUAUCACAGCGGGACAAAAUACAUGUGGUGCUCGACCUCGUACUCUUCGGACUGGGACUACUGCUGCGGCGGCAAGUGCGCCUACGACAGAACCGCGGAGAAGUACCAGUGCUGGGCGGGAGACCGAACCGUGACUUGCUCGCCACAGUACUCGGCCGUCGCGAUCAACGGGGAGCCCUGCCGUGCGGAUCACCCCUGCGGCCUUUAUGACGAAAGCUACUACUGGUGCUACACAGACUACAAAGACAACUGGGAAUACUGCUGCUCACCACUGCACCGCUGUGAUCAGCGCGGGUACUCAUACACGUGGUGUUACGUUGACAAUUCCGGUAGCAAGUGGGAGUACUGUGUACCUUAGACAGGAAGGGCGAUGAACGGUUUCCAUUCAUUUCUGGUUCCGUCUACUCCCAAUGAUCGAAAACAGGCUCAAAGCGGAAACUGUGUAGUUGUGUGUUCUCUCUCUCUCUCUCUCUCUCUCUCUCUC
This is a messenger RNA of Varanus komodoensis (Komodo dragon), 1509 nucleotides long. RefSeq lists its product as uncharacterized. Lineage: Eukaryota; Metazoa; Chordata; Lepidosauria; Squamata; Varanidae. The coding region runs from base 67 to 1383 and encodes 438 amino acids. Gene Ontology annotation, molecular function: nucleic acid binding; hydrolase activity; metal ion binding. The transcript is spliced from 2 exons. The record is from RefSeq and is a predicted model, not a curated record.